UUUAUUAUAUUUUCUCUUAUGUUUGUUUCCUACGUCCUAGGUGCUACUUUACCAAAUGACAAUAUUACACCAAAAUAUUUUGAUGGGAUUAUAAGGAAUGGCAUUGCCGAGGAAAUAGUGGAUACCGGGAGUACUGCUUUCUCCGGACAACAGGAAACGGGAACAGCCACCGGCGUCUCUACAGCAGAUGGAAUUCCGGCACAAUUGCAUGAUGUCGUGGACUUUGGGGAUUCCGCCCCACUGACGGCAGUGAAAGAAAAACGGUGUCCGAGAGUUGGUGCACCAAUAUUGCAACUAGCUAAACGGGAUAUAGAUAAAUCAAGAUUAUUCGAUAUGAGAAUGACUCAGGUGGGUACAUGCAUGUCCUGA
Aethina tumida (small hive beetle) is the source of this 369-nucleotide messenger RNA. RefSeq lists its product as uncharacterized. NCBI's taxonomy places the organism in Eukaryota, Metazoa, Arthropoda, Insecta, Coleoptera, Nitidulidae. The transcript is spliced from 4 exons. The record is from RefSeq and is a predicted model, not a curated record. Bases 19 to 369 code for a protein of 116 amino acids.